AUGUAUGUGAAAUGGUUUGAUACAGUAAUGUUUUACUAUGUGAUUUUAGUGUAUUUAUAAUGUCACUUUUUGACAUUUUCAAAUUUCCCGCCAUUCCGUCCCCCGUACGUCCCGACGUCGCAGGGGAUGGAACCCGGAAGACAGAUGCCUACAUUGCCGGGGACACUGCAGGAGGGACAAGGUAAGAGAAGAACAGAUCCCAGAGCAGCGCUGCAUGGUAAGCCCGAGUGUAGCUCGGGGUUGCCGCUUUUGCUACACUCGGGAAUACCGCCAGGGGGGUUA
This is a messenger RNA of Staurois parvus, 282 nucleotides long. NCBI's taxonomy places the organism in Eukaryota, Metazoa, Chordata, Amphibia, Anura, Ranidae. The record is from the annotation of a GenBank genome assembly.